Oldenlandia corymbosa var. corymbosa is the source of this 2226-nucleotide messenger RNA. Lineage: Eukaryota; Viridiplantae; Streptophyta; Magnoliopsida; Gentianales; Rubiaceae. The record is from the annotation of a GenBank genome assembly.
CUUUCUUUCUUCCUUUCUUUCCCAUCUUUGAUCGCUGCACCAUCUUUGACUCAUUGGCAGAGUGGCUGUUCGAACUAUGAUGGGAAUCUUCGCACUACUUCUGACUCCUUUAAUCAUAGAAUUUCUUUCUUCAACAAUGGCUUCACCCCUUGAUCACACCUACAAUGUGGGUGAUGAUGUUCCCCUUUAUGUUAAUAGAGUUGGGCCCUUGAAUAAUCCCAGUGAAACAUACCAAUACUAUGAAAUGCCAUUCUGCAUCCCAGAUAAGGUGCUUGAAAAGAAGCAAUCACUUGGUGAAGUAUUAAACGGUGAUCGACUCAGCAGUUCAUUGUAUGAGCUGAAAUUCAAGUUGGACAAACCCGAGACUGUUCUGUGCCAAAAGAAGCUUAGUCAGAGUGAGAUUGCAAGAUUCAAGCAUGCUAUUGAACGUGAAUAUUAUUUUCAAAUGUACUAUGAUGAUCUUCCGGUUUGGGGAUUCAUUGGGAAAGUUGAAAGAGAUUCUGCUGGAAUGGGACCUUCCUAUUACCUCUUUAAGAAUAUUCAGUUUAAUAUUCUUCACAAUAAUAAUCAAAUCAUUGAGAUUCAUGCUUUUUGUGACCCAAAUAUCUCUGAAGAUAUAACUAAUGAUGUUGCAAUGGAGAUUAAGUUUACAUACUCAGUUUCAUGGAAAGAAACCUCUACUCCAUUCAAGAGCAGAAUGAAUAGGUACUCUGAGGCGUCAUUACUUCCAGCCCUCCGAAAAAUUCAUUGGUUCUCAUUUUCCAAUUCACUGGUCAUUAUUCUCCUCACUGGGUAUAUUUCUUUUUUAAUAAUGAAGAAAGUCAAGAACGAUUCUAGAAGACAUUCAGGUGGAGAAGAAGAGGAAGAUAAGGAAGUGGGUUGGAGAAACACACAUCGCGAUGUUUUCGCAUGCCCUUCAAAGAAAACCUUAUUUUCUGCUGUCUUAGGGACUGGUAGCCAGCUGUUGAUUCUGGUUGUAGUACUAUUUGCUUUGUCAUUCAUGGGGAUACUCUACCCUUAUAGCCGUGGAUCCCUCCCUACCUCUCUAGUCUUGGUUUUUGCUCUUACAUCUCUUGUGGCCGGCUAUAUCUCUGCUUCCUUCUAUUGUCAGUUUGUAGAAACUGGAUUGGUAAGAUGUGUACUUCUUGCUGGGAUGCUAUUCCUUGGUCCUGUUUUAUUUAUCAUCUUUAUUCUCAAUCUAGUGGCUGCAUAUAUUGGGGCCACUGCUGCACUUCCAUUUCGCACCAUAGUGGUUGUUACUCUUGUUCAUACACUGUUGGGGAUUCCUUUUCUUGCUGUGGGUGGGUUGCUUGGCUACAGUUUCAGGUCUGCCUUUGUUGCACCUUACCCUAAGAAAAGCCAGAAAGAAGUUCUUUCACUGCCGUGGUACCUGAGAACCCCCGGUCAAAUGUUUAUUGGAGGCCUUUUAGCUUUUAGUGUUAUAAUUUCUGAGCUACACCAGUUGUAUGCAAGCAUCUGGGGCUACAAGAUUUACACAGUUCCCAUCAUCUUGUUUAUCACAUUUAUCAGCCUUAUCAUGGUCACUGCAAUCUCGAGUGUAUCUUUGACAUACUUUCAGCUGAAGGUGGAAGAUUCAAAAUGGUGGUGGAGGUCUGUUCUUCGUGGCGGCUCGGUCGCAAUCUUUAUGUUCCUUUACAGUAUCUACUUCUACGCCAAGUCAAAUAUGAAUGGUUCCUUCCAAGCAGCCUUCUAUUUUGGGUACAAUGCUUGUUUGUGCUUUGCAUUUUUCCUAAUGCUGGGUACAGUGAGCUUUUAUGCCUCCUUGAUGUUCGUACGCCGCAUGUACCCUGCUGUCAAGAGUGAAUGAGUACCAUUGUUUAUGCAUAUGUGAAGCAUUGCCGAUUUCUGUGAACAUCAAGUUUCUUCGAAGGAUACUCAUUUGGCCGAGAACAUGGAAUGGAAAGCUAACUUGUGGCAUGUUUCUUCACAUGGCUUUAUGCAUUCGACUAGAGUCUAACUUAAGGCUUGUUUCCUUUUCGAAAACUCGGAGCAGUUAACACUUACCGUUCAUACUAGUUACCGGGAGAUAUGAAACUUGUAAGUAGGCUAAGUAGCCAACUAGGGAUUAUGCAAAAAUAUAUCUCCAAUUUCUCCUCAUUUUAAUUUUCAGUAUAACAAAUUUUGUAAUUGAGUAAUCUUACUACCAUUUACCUCUAACGUUACAAAUUUUAUGUGACUGAUCUCGGUGAGAAUUGAACUCUCGAC